Messenger RNA from Entrophospora candida, 2871 nucleotides. Lineage: Eukaryota; Fungi; Glomeromycota; Glomeromycetes; Entrophosporales; Entrophosporaceae. The record is from the annotation of a GenBank genome assembly.
AUGGCAAGUAUUGUUGAAAAAAUUUCUACAAAUAUUUCAAACAAUGCAACAGAUAUUUUAUCACUCAAUCCUAUUUUUCAAGAGCUCAUAUGUAUACAAUGUGGAAAACCAAAAGGGACAAGAUAUCAUCCUAUGUUUUUGCGAUGGGCUAUUUCUGUUUACAGUCGUGGAGGUAAUACUGCUUAUGAUUCUUUAAAGGGGAUAAUGCGUUUACCAUCAGUAUCAACCCUCAAGAGCUAUAUAAAUGAAUAUGAGCAAAAUUUGGCAUUAGAAAAUGUAUGGGGUCAUGGUCGAAUUGGAUUUUUUUCUCAUGAUUCUUUCAAAAUUCAAAAAGGACUUCUUUGGAGCCAACGUAGUAAUAGUUAUGUUGGUUACUUAGAUUUUGAAGAUGAAGCUCAAGAUUUAAAAUCAUUUGCUAUAAAUUGUGAAAAAGAAUUAAAUGCAAUGGGAAGCAAUACUAUUUCACCUGACCAUAUAUCAGAAAAAUAUGAACAUGGUCUGGCAACACAAGUUCACCAAAUUGUCUGGCAUUCAAUAACACAUAAUUUUUCUUUUCCAUUAUCAUAUUAUGGAGUUAAUACAUUGUCAACUCAUGAUCUGAAUACUUUAUUAUUUGGUCUUGCUGCAAAAUUGGAAUGCAUUGGAAUCCAUACUUGUGGCUCAGUUUGUAAUGGAGCUAGUGAGAAUCGAAAUCACAUAAAAAGUUUUGAUUGGUUUGCUUCGACCUGGUCUGUUGGUGAUAUUGUGGAAGUUGUUAUAGAAAAAGGUAACUCUUAUUCUGCUAAAAUCCUAAAUGCUAACAUUGAUCAUACAAAAUUUAUUGUCCAAAAGCUUGAUCAGGAAUUUACUGAAGGAAUCACUAUUGAUUGGAAAUUUUUAAGACCUGUUAUUGGAAGCCAACUCUCAAUUAAUGAAAAUAGAGAUCCAUGGUUUUUCAUUAGUGACCCAAUUCAUGUUUUCAAGAAGCUUCGUAAUAAUUUAUCAAAGAGUCAUACAGGACAAGGUAGUGAAAAAAAUGUGUGUGAAAUUAUGUUUGAUGGUAAAGAAGUCAGUUGGAAACAUAUUAAAGGAGUUUAUGAUUAUACUAGCUGUCAUGCAACAGCUAAGGCAACAAGGCUAACCAAACAUCAUAUCUGGUUAACAUCUUGGAGUAAGAUGUGUGUUGAUUUAGCUGAACAGACUCUUUCAAAGGAUGUUGAAAAUGCAUUAGAAGCUAUUGAAGAAUUGAAAGAUAUUUCUGAAGGAACAAGGGAUAUGUUAGAAGGAUUGUUUGGGACCAUUCAUGAACUCAGUGGAGACUCCUCAACACAAACAUUGCAAGGGUAUGGUCAUGCUUUAAAUAAAUAUCAAAUAACUGCAUUAGAAUCAUCGGAAGUUAAAAGUUUUAAUUAUGGAAAUGCAAAUAAUGUUGGUAGUGGGAUGCAUUUCCUAUCAAGAAGAGAUUAUCAAAAACAAAUGUCAAAUGAAAGCAAUCCAGCACUUGUCUCUUUAAACCUCCAUUCAUCACGCCUAGUAACUUUAUCUCUCCUAUCUCAAAAAAUUUUUGAAACUCUGCUCCAAGAUGAUCUACUUAUGGGAAGAAUUGCACCUCUAUCAAACUCAUUAAAUGAAUAUAUCAACAAUGAAAACUUAAGUAUUCUUAAUUCUAAUGUAAAAUGGUAUGAACUUAUUGAAUUUCUAAUUUAUCAUAAUUCUGUUGAUGUUUUAUUACAAAAUUGGCAGAAUGAAGUUAGACUGAUUGCACAAAGUGCAAUUCCAAAAAAAAGAGGAGUCAAAUGGAUGUUAAGAUGGAGCUCCAACUUAGAAAAUCAUCUCAACAAUUACUUGUGUUCUGGAACUUGGUUUGUGUAUUUUCAACAAGAAUUUCAAUUAUCACAAUUUUCACUUUCUGUUCAACGAAUUGUUGCCUUUUCAAUGUUGCAAAAAGUAAUUCUAGAGACAUUUAAAGGUAAUGGCACAAAAAAUGUUGAAUUUGAAAAAGGAGCAGACCCCAAUUUGUUGCCUCAAGUAAUUGUAAAUUUAGAUCCUGCAGAAGCUUCAAAAUUUGCAUAUAUUGUUGGAUGGGUUCUAUUUAAGCUUACAAAAGAUGACAAAGUAAUGAUGUCUCAUCCAAAAUUUGGAAUUAUGUGUUCUUUACUUAAGAAUCUUUGCUCAGAAAAUGUAGAAUAUGUACAUGAAAUUCAUUCACAAACAACAAAUAUCAUACCUGGACCAGAAAUCAUGGACUUCAUGUAUCAUUUUGAAUCCAUAAUAAUUCAAUUAUUUGAAAAACAUCAUGAGCUUGGUCCAAAUAUUUUACAUUACAUAAGAAUCAGCCUGUUAAAUAACUUACAUUUGCAUGAAAAAUUUUCAUCAUUAUUGAAAUUUGCAAUUCAAGAUAAUAUUAGUUCUGAAAAUUUUGAAUGUAAGUUGAUUUUGUCAAAUGAAGAUCUGAUUUUUUUAUUUGAAAAAUUAGUUUCUACCUACAUGAAAAGCUGGCAAAAAACAUGGAGACAACAUAAUGGUUACAUACCAGAGAAAGGUACAGCAAGCCUUAGGGAAAAUCUUAAGGUUAUGCGUUCAAAUAACCAGAAUCUUUCAAAUAAUGAGAAAGGUAAAAUAUCUAAUCAAAUAAAGAAAGCAAAUUUACCAACAGAUCCAAUGCUUGCAAUUGUUCAGCUUCGAGUAUGGGUACAUCUUGAAGAUGUGGAAAAUCAAUUUGCAAAAAAUUUUUUAGUUACAGAUCUGCUCUGGUUAUUAUGGGCAUUUGGAGUUAAAACAUCACAAAAAAGAAAGAAUACAUUGGUUCCUUUACUUAUAAGUCAUUUGAAAAGUGAAACACCUUUUAGUGAAGAAGCAUUAGCAAAAAAGAAUAUAUUUGCACUUGAGUAG